Molecule: messenger RNA, 4023 nt
Organism: Meleagris gallopavo (turkey)
Lineage: Eukaryota; Metazoa; Chordata; Aves; Galliformes; Phasianidae
Source: RefSeq, a predicted model, not a curated record
UUUCCAAGAACAGAUUUACUGAAAUUCCUCCUGAUGUCUGGCUGUUUGCACCACUGGAAACGUUAAAUUUGUAUCACAACUGCAUCAAAUCCAUUCCAGAAUCUAUAAAAAACCUGCAAAUGCUUACCUACCUGAACAUUAGUCGAAAUCUUCUGUCAACGUUGCCAAAAUACCUGUUUGAUCUUCCACUUAAAGUUCUGGUUGUCAGUAAUAACAAGCUGGUCUCCAUUCCAGAAGAAAUUGGAAAGCUGAGAGAUCUAAUGGAGUUGGAUAUUAGCUGCAAUGAACUUCAGGUUCUUCCCCAGCAAAUAGGAAAACUGCAGUCACUUAGAGAAUUAAACAUAAGAAGAAAUAAUCUCCAUAUGUUGCCAGAUGAACUAGGAGACCUUCCUUUGGUAAAGCUGGAUUUUUCUUGUAAUAAAAUUACAGAAAUUCCAAUUUGUUACAGAAAGUUACGUCACUUACAAGUAAUAGUUUUGGAUAACAAUCCAAUGCAGAUACCACCAGCACAGAUAUGCUUAAAGGGUAAAGUACAUAUAUUUAAAUUCCUCAGCAUUCAGGCAUGCCUCAGAAUAGAUAAAAAACCAGAUUCCUUGGAUCUUCCAUCGCUGGGUAAACGAAUCCCCUCCCAGCCACUGACAGACAGUAGCAUAGAGGACUUUUAUCCCAAUAAAAAUCAUGGACCAGACUCUGGCAUUGGAAGCGAUAAUGGAGAUAAAAGAUUGUCCACAACAGAACCAUCUGAUGAUGAUACAAUCAGCCUUCACUCCCAGGUAUCAGAAUCAACAAGGGAACAGACAUUGAGGAAUGACAAUCAUGUAAUGGGGAAUAAACUCGAUCCACAGAAAGACCAGGAGGUGUAUGAUUACAUUGAUCCUAAUGCAGAGGAGGGAGCUGUUCCUGAGCAGGGAGAUGUGCAGAUUGGACCACUGCUGUCUUAUAUAAAGGAACGAGGAAAACACCCUGAAAAAUCCCAAAAGAUAGAGCACAAUGAGGACUGGGGAGAUGAAAAAAGACUUCAGAAAGAGCAGCUGCUGGCUGAGGAAGAUGAUGAAAUCAAAGAAGUGACAGACUUGAGAAAAAUAGCUGCUCAGUUACUGCAGCAAGAACAAAAACACAGACGAAGGCCAUUAAGCUAUAGAACUUCAUUCAGUGAAAAGCUCUUCCAGAGGACGAGGGCGGCAGGACGUGCAUCCAGGCUUCUUAACCAUUCAGCCUCAGUAAGCACGAGGAACAGGCCAAAGCAGCCAGUGGAGUCUGAAAAAUGUGUCUCAACAGAUGAAGUGAACUCUCCAGUGUCUCCAUACAGCUGGCAGCCACUGGAAAACCAGAAGGAUUCAGUGGACGAUCAGCGCUGGCCAGAAACACAGCCAAUAAUUUGGCAGAAUGAAGAAAGGAGGAGAAGUAAACAAAUUAGAAAAGAGUAUUUCAAGUAUAAAUCUUCCAGAAAGAGUUCAAGUGGAAAUGAAAACGAUGAGCAAGACAGUGAUAAUACUAAUGUGUCCCCACAGUCUCCUGUGUCGUCCGAGGAUUAUGAGAGGACUGAUAGUAACACUCAUGGUCCGUUUGGUCUCAAACCAAGGUCAGCUUUCAGCCGUGCAGCUCGCCAGGACUAUGGAGCAAUGGAUCCUGGAUUUACAAUGAGGAGGAAAAUGGAGCAUUUAAGAGAAGAAAGGGAACAAAUAAGACAACUUCGCAAUAAUCUUGAAUCAAGGUUAAAAGUAAUCUUGCCGGAUGACAUUGGGGCAGCACUGAUGGAUGGAGUAGUUCUUUGCCAUCUAGCCAAUCACAUAAGGCCACGCUCUGUUGCCAGCAUUCACGUACCAUCGCCAGCAGUGCCUAAACUCAGUAUGGCAAAGUGCCGAAGAAAUGUUGAGAACUUUCUGGAUGCUUGUAAAAAAUUGGGUGUUCCACAGGAGAGACUUUGCUUGCCUCAUCACAUACUGGAGGAAAGGGGUCUGGUGAAGGUUGGCCUCACAGUUCAAGCUCUGCUUGAAUUGCCCACGUUGAAAGUAUCUCAGCUUUCUGCCAUGUAAUGCUACUUCUUGGAAGCUCUGGAGCAGUUUACCUUCCUACAUAGGAUUCCUACAUAGGAAGAUCCAAGCCAUCAAAAACUAAUGUCUGUCCAGAUGCUGUAGAGAGCCUUACUUUGGAAUUAUAAUGAAAACCUUGGAGUCAGCUGAUGUUAAAAUACCGUAACGAUUUGUUUCCUUUUGUAGUUGGGUGCACAAAGAUUUUGCAUCAGAUUCUCUUUCCAUUUAAAAGUUAAAACUUUAAGUUCAAAAUGACCAUUUAGCAUCUCACAAUGUUACAGUUAAGUGCUGGAUUUCUUUUUCUACAUUGGAAACGGUUUUUGAAUUAAUUUAGAAGUACAAAACCUGAUCCUCCUUGCUUGAAUUAUUAAGGUCAACUAUCUGAUUUAAAGGAAAACAAAAACGUGGCGAUGAUAUGAUGGUAAAAACGCAGUGGCUGAUAGCUGUAAUCCACUUCCACUCUCUUAGAAACCUUAACAUUAGUGUUCUUUCUUUUUAUUUUUGCACUCCUGAUUGUAACUUACGCACUUCCAACAUUGCCAGUAUUUAGUCUUGAGUGUGUGGUGAUGCAAAACAAUGGGAAAAAGGACACUCUGAGUUUUUUUUCCAGUCUUCUAGGUUGGUGCCAAAUAUUUUUUUCAGUUGUACUGUAGAUUGUUUACAUGUGAAGUGCCUGUGUAACUGAUAACUCUUACUAGUCUUAAACAUUUUUUUGAGAUUUCUUUGUUGAAAAUAGAUAAAAUGGGAAUUUUUAAAUAUUUUAAUAGUUUUUUGUAAAAUCAAUACGUGGAGAUUUAACUAAUGCUUCACAUUUUUUGAUGUUGGGUGUUUUAAGUUUGUUGCACAGUUGAUUGUCGUUAUCUAAUAAUUAGAAAAGACUGUAAAUACACUUUAUUUAUGAUAUUUAAUUUGAUAAUACCUAAUCACUUUUUGUUUGUUUUAAUGUAUUGUUGGAUAAACAAAGCUGUCUACUUUUCUUUGCUUGGGACAAACAAAUACACGUGGUGAGUACGAUGUGAGGACUCGUGAUGCAUACAGAGUAAUCGAGGACAUUUUGAUAAAACUGCCAAAAUCUCAGGUUUAUACUGUGAAUCCCAGGACUUUAUGUAAUACUGCUCCUGAGUUCACAUUACAUUUCUACAAUUUGCCAUUACCCAUCAUUUAGUUGAGGAAUAUCGGUGUUUAUCCUUGUCACGUUCACGGGAUUUAUUGUGAUUUGCAUAACACACAGAUCAGUUUGUACAGAUGUCACUGUGCUGAGACAUUGGACUUCUGAAAAAGUAGAAUUCCCACUGUGCUGCAUUGUUUGUUUUGAUCUUCUUUAUGUAUUCUGCGCAGAUUCUCAGUAUUUUGAGAGUAUUCUGAAACCGUGCACAGAAUACACAGCUGAAUUCAUCUCCAAAAAGGCUGCAAAUAAUUUGGUGAUCUUAGUAGCAGGUUGAAUUAGUUUGUUGGAUAGGUAGUUCAUAUUUAAAAGAAAAAGGAAAAAAAAAAACACCUCUGUCACAGAUAUUCCAUUUUAGGCUGAAUUAAUUUUGACUGAGGGAUGUGUUUGCCAUGUGUGUAACAGGAUUUGGUUCUGUCCUUUCAGGUUUCACAACUCGUUGAAAAGCUGAUGUAAAACUGCAUUUCCAAAGUCCAAAUCUGAAAUCUUUCUCAAACAGAAUACAUGUGUAAUCUGUAUUGCUUUGACCUUUUGAAAUGCUGUAGAUGCUGUAACUCAACCUGGUUUUUGUAUCGUUCACGUAAUACUCAUUUUAACAACUUAAAUCUAUUUCUUACAAAAGGCAGUACCUGUAAUUCUGUGAUCUGAGGACAUGCUAAGACUAAGAAGAGAAGGUAAUGCGUUUCAUUAAGCAGAUUUCUUGUUGCUGUGUGCUGCAGUUGAAGAACACAACCAUCCAACAGGAGUAACUCAUUGUCUUUCAGUUCCUUGCUGUGUAGUAUCUGAUGGCUGUAACAGUUCUGUUUCAGUUUGUUGGCUGUUGAA